Lonchura striata (white-rumped munia) is the source of this 389-nucleotide messenger RNA. The record is from RefSeq and is a predicted model, not a curated record. NCBI's taxonomy places the organism in Eukaryota, Metazoa, Chordata, Aves, Passeriformes, Estrildidae.
GUGCCAUGGAGAUCCGCGUCCCGGAGGAACCCGUGGUGGCCCUGUUUGGCCAGGAUGCCACCUUGCUCUGCUCCUUCCCCCCCGAGGCCAACUUCAGCGUGGGCGAGCUGAGCCUGAUCUGGCAGCUGACGGACACCAAGCGCCUGGUGCACGGCUUCUCCGGGGGCCGCGACCUCCUGCAGGACCAGGGCCGGGCCUUCGCCAACCGCACGGCGCUCUUCUACGACCAGCUGGCCCUGGGCAACGCGUCCCUGCUGCUGCGCCGCGUGCGCGUGGCCGACGAGGGCAGCUUCACCUGCUUCGUGCGCGUGCGCGACUACGCCAGCGCCGCCCUGACGCUGCAGGUGGCGGGUGAGCAUCCCCGGGGGCACCCCUGGCACCUCGGGGAG